AUGUCACCUGCGACUGCUCCUUCGAGAAUUCCACCGUCUGCCACGUCAUCAGCUUGUUCGUUUGCCAUAAACCGCAUCCUCUUUCACCAUAAAAGACCAUUUCUUGCUUGAUUUUCACCGGUGUGUUGAUCCUUGACUUUCUGUUUUCUUUUCCUUCGUUGUUGCGGUGAAAAUUGCAGGGAGCUCUUGAGGCAGAACCUCACAGGCGUGCUGCCGGAAGAGAUUGCCAACCUAACCCACCUCAGAUAUCUGUAAGUAAUCUCGCCUGGAUUCCUGAGAAGGAACAUGUGAUGAACACCCGUUGUCCUCUGCUCAGUCUUAGUCUACGUGCAGUAAUACCAAAACUGGGGGAAGAAAGAAGGUAAAACCUCAUCAUCCUUGGCGCGACUUCGUCGAAAACUGAAAUGGAGGAAAAAGAAAAAAGAUCUCCGGGCUUUGAGACACGAGAAUGGAAGAGAGAACAUGACUGUGAAUUUUUAACGACCAUCGUUAGAUUUGAACAUCAAGUACUUGAUUAGAUCAGUUGUACCUUAACUAGGCUGUUACUUCUCCGACCACCAGUUUCUGGGAUAGUUGUCGCCUUCGAUUUUCAUUUCUUCUUCCCAAGCAAAUGGCAACCUUCUGCAUAUCAUCCAUAGAUGAAAUUAUUCUCUUAUAGGUUGUAUAGUCGCCUUUAUGAGUGUAAAUGCUUCUAGACAUGGUCAAAUGGGCGCCUAUCCCUUGGUAAAGAUGUCUAAGCUCAGACCUCAUUGUUCAUCAGACCAUGCAUUUGUGGCGCCAUCUUUGAACAACUAACCUAUAACCCACAAAAUAAAAAUUGGAAUGCUCUGUAAUGAUAUAAAAGUAAUGGGCAAAAAUACACUCAGAAGUUAAAAAAAAUAGAUUUUCAAAUGGAAUUGGCAAAUAAUAGUAGACCUUUGAAUAAAUUAGGUAUUUACGCUUGUUAAACAUCACUGACUGCAAAAUAUCCUCUAACAGUUGAUUAUAUGCACAUAUUUGAUCUUUUACGAAGUCAUUUUUUAUUUGCCAAUGACUUGUAGAAGGAAAAGUUGCAGUAGAUUAAAAAUCUUGACCUUCUUCUGACAUGUCAAAGCAGAUUUAUGUUGCAUCCAUAGAACAUCUUUCUACUGAUAUUUCUUUUGUGAUGGUGAUAGAUCAAAUUAAUUCCCUGCUAGCUCAAUUUUAAAUGUCAGUUUACCAUCUGACCGCUAUAUGCACAUAUUCUGACCGAAGUGUUUUGCUAACAGCGACCUAUCACGCAAUUACCUAAAUGGAACCAUCCCACGUGUCUGGUCUACCCUUCCUCUAUUCAAUUUGUAAGAUUCCUUACUUUUGACGUCCCCAAUUUCAAAUAUAUGUACGUGUCACCUGGAAUUCCUUUCGAUGCCUAUCAGUGGAUCCUUGACCUUGCAGGUCACUUCAGGGGAAUCGUAUAUCUGGAAAGAUUCCUCCUGAGCUUGGAAGAUUUCCUGUAAUUCAAUCUAUGUAUGUUUUCUAGACUUAAAUGCCGACUGCAUUGGGAAGCAAUACCUAAUUUUGUUGACCGGAAUAUUUCAGGAACCUGGAAAACAAUCGACUAGAAGGUCAUAUUCCUGAAGAGCUUGGUAACGUAAUCAGCUUACAGAGAUUGUUAGUACCUUUUCCGUCAUUUUUUAAAUUAUUUCUGAUAAAUGUCACCAAAGAUCCAACGGGAGAUCCAUUUUGUAAAUUCUUGCAAUUUUAAAAGCUCAAUUAAUUUGUGCCCAUAUGUAGAUGGAUGUAGGAGGGAACAGUAAAGAGGGAAAUGAAGAUUAUUCUCCCGCAUAUCUUUUUUUGAUUCUUAUAUAGAUGUUUGUACGAAAUUAUGAUAGAAAUGAUCGCUUAUGGUUUAAACAUGUAUAGAAGCUACAGAGAGUUGCCCACUGAAAUCUAAUAAAAUUUCUGAAAAUGGCUCUAAAUUCUUGAAAAUUUCCUUUGGUAAAACGCUGUGUUGAUGGCUUAAACCUGAAUGCAAUACAUUUUAUGGAGACCAAAAAUUUCCUUAUUUCCUGUCUUUUGUCAUUUGACCGUUUUAAAUGAGGUUUGGAAUAAAAUUUUAACUUUAUCUAUUAAGGGAUUUUAUUGUUUCUAAAAUAUACGAGAUGCUUUAGAGUUCGAAGUAAGAAGCAGGGGUAAUUUUCAUUGGUACUUCACAAUUCUUGUGUGUGUAUUUUUUGAUUGUUUCGUUAUGGCAUUUGCUUUCUCAUACAUAAUCUUUUUUGCAUGAUUUCUGAAAUAUGUUGUUCCUUUUUCCAUGAUUGUGAUCCCGAGUGAAACUCACCAUGAGCUAAUCUCAGACCUUAUUCCUUUUAUUUUUUAUUUUCCCAUUAUCUAAGUGGUGAAUCAUUUGUUCCUACAGCUUCAUUUCUGGAAAUAAUAUCACAGGGGAGUUGCCGGCUUCAUUUUCCCGGUUAACAAAUAUGACAGAUUUGUAUGUUGUUUCUACAUAUUUUGCUUCAACCAUUGUCAUCUGAGCACAGUAAUAACUUGAAAAAAUAUUUUUUCAGUAGGAUAGAUGGAAACCCUAUCACCGGGCAGAUUCCCGAUUUUAUUCAGAAUUGGGCGGGAGUCAACAGGAUGUGAGUGAGUAUAGCAUGCAUGGAUAUCAUCAUGCAAUUGGGUUUCCUUUUUCCAUUAUGAGAAACAGAUUAACUGGGGCAAUACAUCAACAAUUAAUGAACUGUUGAUUGUCAGAGACAUGCAGGGUACUGCUAUGUAUGGUCCUAUUCCCUUGAGCAUCUCUUUCUUAAAACACCUAACAGAAUUGUAAGUGCAUCUUUCUUGUUACUGCCUCAUGGUUGCUGAUUUUUAAACAGUGUUCUUGUCUAAUAUUUAGUAAUAUCUCCAGGAGAAUAUCUGAUCUGGAUGGACCAAGCAUGACGUUUCCUCCACUUCAGAAUGCGAAGAUUUUAACAGAACUGUGAGCUUAGUAAUGCUUGUGUUAUCUCAAUCAAUCUAAAUUAUUUUGUCGUUUGAAUAAAUAGCAGAAUACUGCUUACCUGGAUGGCAGGGUCUUAAGAAACUGUUCGAUUUCCGGUGAGAUUCCACCAUACAUGGGGACCAUGGAGUAUCUUAAAGUGCUGUGA
This is a messenger RNA of Spirodela intermedia, 3104 nucleotides long. The record is from the annotation of a GenBank genome assembly. NCBI's taxonomy places the organism in Eukaryota, Viridiplantae, Streptophyta, Magnoliopsida, Alismatales, Araceae.